AAAAUUUCUCACUAAUGCUGUUAAACCAACACUUCUCUCUGAGUUUUCCCCGUCCGUAUGUGCCGAACAUGAUUCAAGUUGGUGGUUUGCAUAUAAGCCACAAACCAUCACCUUUACCAAUUGAUAUAGCUGAUUUUAUUAAUGGUGCUGAAAAUGGUGUGAUAUAUUUCUCAAUGGGUUCUAAUAUAAAAAGUGAGAAAUUACCAAAAGAAACUAUUGAUAUAUUUUUAAAAACAUUUGCUUCCUUACCGCAACGUGUGUUAUGGAAAUUUGAAGCAGAAAAGUUACCAGGUAAACCAGAUAAUGUUUUCAUUAGCAAAUGGUUUCCACAGCCUGAUAUAUUAGCCCAUCCAAAAGUCAAAUUAUUUAUUACGCAUGGUGGUUUACUUAGUACAAUGGAGGCUAUAUAUUACGCCAAGCCUAUAAUUGGCAUACCAAACUUUUUUGAUCAAUUUCUGAAUGUGGCUAACGCAGUAAAAUCAGGAUAUGCGUUAGAUGUUGAUAUUAACACCAUCAGCAUUGCAAGCUUCGGUGCUAAAAUUAAAAAGAUUUUGAGUAAUAAAAUUUAUACGGAAAAGAUUAAAAAAAUAUCUCGCCAAUAUCAUGAUCAGCCCAUUAAACCAAUUGAUGCAGCCAUUUAUUGGACAGAAUAUGUACUACGGCAUGAAGGAGCAAACCAUAUGCGCGUUGCUGGUCAGGAUUUGAAUUUUAUGGAGGUGCAUAGUUUAGAUGUAAUUGGUGUUUUGAUAUUUGUAUCUGCAGUGGGUUUAUGGGUAAUUUAUUGGUUUAUGAGCAAAAUUUUAGGUUUCAUAUUCACGUCAAAUGCAAUUAAACAUAAAAAAGAAUAAAAAAACAUGUAUUUGGCGAUCUUAACAAAGUAGAUGGUCCUAAUGUUUUAACCAACUAAGUUCAAACAAGAUUAAAAAAAAUCCUUGAAAGUAACUUUUUCAAUCUAAACUAUUUUUAAAUGUAAGUUAUAGUCAUUUUAUAAUCUAGUAAAUAAAAAUAGUAUUGUUAAAUAGCA
Molecule: messenger RNA, 1024 nt
Organism: Teleopsis dalmanni
Lineage: Eukaryota; Metazoa; Arthropoda; Insecta; Diptera; Diopsidae
Product: UDP-glucosyltransferase 2-like
Exons: 1
Coding region: 15-848 (277 amino acids)
Molecular function (GO): UDP-glycosyltransferase activity
Source: RefSeq, a predicted model, not a curated record